GAGCUGGUAGUUAUUUGAGGUGGAUUGUGGCAACCAACAAAGAAAGAAGAAAAGAGAAAGUUAAAGAAACUAAACAUGUGUGUGUGUGUUAUAAGAAAGCAACAGGUACGAGGGAGUUUGAAGAAAGACUUGAUUGAAAGCCGACGAUGACAAAAUAAUUGAGGAAGGAAAGGAAACUUCCAUCUCUCUCUCUCUCUCUCUCUCUCUCUCUCUCUCUCUCUCUCUCUCUCUCUCUCUCUCUCUCUCGUUUGUGUGCUCCUUGCUACUACUGAUUUACCUCAUCACUCAUCAACAGUUUUUCUGGUGAUGUCAAAUUUCAGUUUGUAUCGUCAGCACCAGAAAUUAGGGAAUUAGGGUUUGAGAAUUGUGACUGGUUUGGAAAUUAGGGUUUGAGAAUUGUGUUUCAAUUAUGAAUGGUGGCUUUUUGAGUAGUAUUUUGGACAUUGAAUCUUCAUUUCAAAGACACCAACAGACUCAGUUAGGUAAUUCAUCUGGUCAACAAGAUAUGAAUAUCAUGCCUGGUUUGGAAAAUAAGAAUCAAUUUGAUACAAUUGAAGUCAAAAAUUUGAAUAUGGGGUUGACUUUUGGUAAAGGUAAGGGAAUUGCUAGUUCUAAUCCUGAUAAUAGUAAUGACAUGAGCGAAGACGAUGAGCAGGGUUAUGCUGAAGAUGGGAAUUGCGAGAAUUUUUACGAUGGUGGUAAAGGUAAAAAGGGGGGAUCGUCUCCUUGGCAGCGGAUGAAGUGGACGGAUAAUGUGGUUGGACUUCUUAUAGCGGUAGUGAGUUGUGUUGGUGAUGAUGGUACAAUCGGUGGUGUGGAUGGGGGUGUUAAAAGGAAAUCUGUGGUUUUACAGAAGAAGGGUAAGUGGAAAACUGUUUCCAAGAUAAUGAUAAGUAAAGGUUGUCAUGUGUCGCCGCAACAGUGUGAGGAUAAAUUUAAUGACUUGAAUAAGAGGUAUAAGAGAUUGAAUGAGAUACUUGGUAGGGGAACUUGUUGCCAAGUGGUUGAGAAUCCUGCGUUGAUGGAUUCAAUGCUUAACUUGUCUGCUAAGGCUAAGGAUGAUGUUAGAAAGAUAUUGAGCUCGAAACAUUUGUUUUAUAAGGAAAUGUGUGCAUACCAUAAUGGACAAAGGAUACCAAAUAGCCAUGAUCUUGACUUGCAUAGUUAUUCGUUGGAACAUGGGAAGGACUCGAGAGAUAACGAUGGCUCUGAGGAUGAAGAUGAGGAUAACCAUGAAAGCGAGGAAGAUGACUUGGAUAAUGGAAUUAAUAUUAAUAAUGCACAUGGGGGUGGAGGGAGAAUGGAGGAGUUUUGCGAUGGAAAUAAGUUAAGUGAGGAUGAUGGCCACUUUUGGCCGCAAUCUGUUGGGAUGGCAAAACUUGAGGUUGAAAUGGCAAGGGUUUUUCAAGACCCUGCAAAGUCGCCGUGGGAGCGAAGAGAGUGGAUUAAGGUACAGCUGUUGAAGCUUGAAGAGCAAAAUGUGGAGUACCAAGCCAGGGCUUUUGAACUUCAGAAACAGCGGUUUAAGUGGUUAAGAUACUGCAGCAAGAAGGAUAGGGAGCUGGAGAAGAUGAGGAUGGAGAACAAGAGAAUGAAAUUGGAAAAUGAGCGCAGAAUCUUGAAACUGAAGCAGAGAGAGCAGGAGGCAGACUUCAGUAGGUCUGAGAUGUCCUUAGACCCUACUUCCAUUGGUAUCAACCGGCCACGAGGGAGGGAACAUAUCAACUUGGCUAGGCAGCAGUAGCUCCUAGAAAGGAUCGAUCAUCAUUGCUUAAAUAAUGUAUGAAAUCAAACCCUUUUGAAAGAUGUUUCAUAAUUUGUUAAAACAGUUAGACUAACUUAGCAGGUUAUAUAUGUCUUAUCUGUAUAGAAGUUAUUGGCCUUGAAAAUGAAUGCUAUAUUUAUUUGUUCUUGGGUUUUAACUAAAUAUGGUUGAGAAGUGAGUUUACUAUAGAUAUUAAAAACUUAUGCAGUGCCGAAACAUUAAAAACUGAGUACAGAAGUGUAACCUACUAGUUGCACGCUUCAAAUAAUUUAAUUGUAAUAGUGUUAAAUUAUGUAACCAGAUCCCACAUGGAAAUAGAUUCUAUUUCCUCAUUCCAUUUCUUCAUUUCAUUACUAAUUAAAAAAGGUUUGGAGUAUAUAGAGAAUAUUUGGACUUCACUUAGUAUCACAUUAUGGUGUUUAUAUUCCCAAAAACUAUAAUAAGAUUUGUAGGGAGUAGGGACUGCUUUAUCAAUUUUUUUUUUGUAGGGACUGUAUUCCAAUGGCUACUAACUAACCUUUUCGUCGUGAUUUUCAAUUGCUUAAAGUGCAUGAAUGCAACACAAUGCAAUGUGAUUGCUAUGAAUUUUCGGAGCAUAUGGAAAGGUCGUAAUACAAAAGCCUGCAGCAAAAUACAAUUGCAACAGUGGCAUAUUAAGUUCCCACAUCCUAUCCUAUAUAUCUAAAGAAGAUUUUAGUCAAGAAAUGUGAUAUCUCUGUUAACCGAGUUUUGAACUUUGGUUCGCUAUAUUUUCCACUAGGCUUAACCCAGGCUAAGUUAUUAUUUACGAGUCUCAUGAUAAGAUUGCAUAAUUGCCGAGGGAAAUUUUAGAAAGAACAUCGUAUUAAGCGUAAGAAAGGAAUCUAGUGGUAAAAUAUCUAUUCUAUAUCGAAUCCAACUUAUCGCAUUAAUGGUAUACGAAUGGGACCAUAUACUUGAUCGAUCAAGUUUACAUGUUUGGAUAUCUCGAAUUUUUGCAGUCAACACAUCAUUGAUCAUUAAAUUGAAAUAUAACGGUUCAUAUUUGAAGUUUGAGAUUUUGAUUUUUCUAAAAAUAUCGAAAUCUUUUUUUUUUUUUGUGAACUGUGAACUGAAUCCAACAAACACCAAAGCAUUGACUUUGAAUGUAUGAAUGAAUAUCCCUACCAAAUAGUAAUAGUGUACUAGUAUAAAAAAUAAAACUCCAAAGCAAUUGUACCAUGAUGUCAUUGAAAAGAAAAAUAUGUAAUUAUAUAUUGAGCUGUCAA
This is a messenger RNA of Trifolium pratense (red clover), 3012 nucleotides long. RefSeq lists its product as uncharacterized. The coding region runs from base 410 to 1744 and encodes 444 amino acids. The record is from RefSeq and is a predicted model, not a curated record. The transcript is spliced from 2 exons. NCBI's taxonomy places the organism in Eukaryota, Viridiplantae, Streptophyta, Magnoliopsida, Fabales, Fabaceae.